Messenger RNA from Drosophila willistoni, 4347 nucleotides. RefSeq lists its product as uncharacterized. The record is from RefSeq and is a predicted model, not a curated record. The annotation marks the transcript as partial. Lineage: Eukaryota; Metazoa; Arthropoda; Insecta; Diptera; Drosophilidae. Gene Ontology annotation, molecular function: nucleic acid binding. The transcript is spliced from 2 exons.
AUGAGCAACAGUGAUAGAGUACCAGUUCAACCUAGCGCUGAGAGUCAGGAAGACGGCGCUGAGGCGACUGAGAAUGGAGCGGUCUCAAGCGACAGAGAAACUGAUACACCAACGAUGUCAACGCCAUCCAGAGGCGACGGUUUGUCAGUGCUUAAUGGAAUGUUCGAGAGUCACGCAGGAAACGGUACGGCAAUUAAACGGCCCAGUAAAAUUGAUCUAGCUCCGUGGUCCGUACCUGCGUUGGCGCAAUCGACUAUUCAAGGAGUGAGUCUACCUUUUCUGGCCAAUACAGCUAAUCUUCAUAACGGAUUGUGGACCCAAGGACAAAGUAACGCGGGUGGAAUGCAGCAUGGACCUGGAAUCCAACGGCCGGCUACCGGACACUUGACGUUAAGCCCUGGAGUGCACUCUACGGAUUUAGGACACAAGAAAACUCUAUUGUCAUCGGAACAGAUAGCGGCCCGCCAAGUACUGAACAAAGACUUACCCGUGUUUUCCGGUAAGCCAGAAGAGUGGUUGUUGUUUAUAAGCCACUACGAACAAUCUACUGAAAGAUGUGGAAUUAGUAACGAAGAGAAUCUUAUUCGGCUCCAAAAGUGCUUAAAAGGAGCGGCUUGGGAUGCCGUUCGAGGAAAGCUAAUGUGUCCAGAGACGGUGCCGUAUGCAAUCGGUACGUUACGGAUGCUUUAUGGAAGACCGGAGAUUAUUCACUCGAGCCUACAAAGGAAACUAAGAGAAGAACCAGCGGCACGCUUAAAUAAUUUGGAUUCGGUUAUUCAGCUAGCCUUGGCAGUGCAGAACUAUUGCGCGACACUGGUCGCAAUUGGGCUUAAAGAGUAUCUGCACGAUCCAGCUUUACUAGGCGAGCUCGUCGAUAAGUUGCCGGGAGAAUUGAAACUCGAUUGGGGAAGACACCGAAUGACUCUAAUUGGAUGUGUGGCUAACUUGUCUAUCUUUGACAAUUGGUUGUUUGGCAUUGCAAUGUGUGCCUCAAUGGUUACGCCGUAUACAGUUCCAGCUAAGGAUGGAGCAAAGAGAACCAAAGAGCGAAUUUUUCUGCACAACGAAUUGCAAAGUGGAUCUAGUCAGGAAUCGAAAACACAAGAAGUACGCAUCCGGUUGUGCCCCAAAUGUGCAGGGAGUCAUAACGUAGCAGACUGUCGCCUCUUUCGAGAAAUGAGCAUAAAGCAGAGAAAGGAGUUCGUGCGGCAAAAAAGGCUCUGCUAUUGUUGUUUUGAUCAGCACGUGAUACGGAAUUGCAAAAGUAAAAGAAGUUGUGGUGUCGAUGGGUGCAGGCAGAUACACCACUCGUUGAUCCACGAGACAGCGGACUACAAGGAAAGCAAAUCGCAGUGGCAGACGAAUGAGGAUGAUAAACCAAUUCAUCCACCAAUCUUAUUCCAUGGAGAUAUAACAAGCAAGGCUUUAUUCAGAUAUAUGCCAAUCAUGUUAUACGGAAGGAAGCGAAAUUUAGCGACAUAUGCCUUACUGGACGAGGGAGCCGCUUGCUCUUUGAUUGAAGAAACUCUGGCAGACGAGUUAGGACUAGAUGGCCCGGCCGAAGAACUGUGCUUAAAGUGGACCAGUCAAGUCACUCAAACGGAAAGCGCGUCCAAGUAUGUGAGUGUCGGAGUGUCGUCGAUGUGUCAAGGUGCGACGCAAUUUGAACUCAAGAGUUUGCGCACGGUACGUAAGCUAGACUUGCCUACGCAAACAGUUACCGACGAACUGGUAACAUCGAGAAAGCAUCUACAGUAUUUACCAAAUUUAAGUUACUGUAACGUAAAAGCAAGCUUAAUUAUUGGUCUGGAUAAUUUGAAAGUUUGUGUGCCUUUGGAGAUACGGGAGUCCGAAGGAGACGACGUGGUCGCGGCGCGCUGUAGAUUGGGCUGGUCUGUGUAUGGCCGGCACAGCGACGCCGCUCCAGCGUCCUCACACAUAUUGCACAUAUGUGAGUGCAAUGAAGCGAGCAGCAUGGGCGCUUUGGAUGCGUCAAUGAAAGAAUACUUUGCUAUGGAGUCCUCGGGAACACGUGUGCCAAGUAAGCCAUUAAGAUCGAAAGACGACGAGCGCGCGUUGCAGAUUAUGGAGGCGACCACAAGUUAUUGCCCGAUUGACAAACGUUGGCAAACUGGACUGUUAUGGAGGUUCGACAAAGUAGAUCUACCGGAUUCAUACUCAAUGGCCAUGAGGCGUCUUCAGUGUUUAGAAGCGAAAAUGGCAAAGGACAUCGAUCUUAAAAGCUUUAUGUUGGACAUUAUGCAAAGCUAUGAAGAAAAGGGAUACAUCCGGAGAUUAACAGAAAGUGAGCUAGAUAAGGGUAAAAGUUCAUGGUUUCUUCCUAUAUUUACAGUCACUAACCCAAACAAGAACAAGACGAGGCUGGUCUGGGAUGCAGCUGCGAAAGUCAACGGCACGUCAUUAAACGACGUCUUGCUAAAGGGCCCCGAUAUACUGGCAUCUCUAGUUGGCGUGUUAAUACGUUUUCGGGAGCGACCAGUAGCAGUGGCUGGUGACAUAAGUGAGAUGUUUCACCAAGUAAGAGUGCGCCCAGAGGACCAGACGGCUCAGAAGUUUCUAUGGCGCAGUGGAAAUUCGGCUAAAGCGGCAGAAACGUACGUGAUGCAGGUUAUGACAUUCGGUGCUUCCUGCUCGCCGGCCUUAGCUAAUUACAUAAAGAAUCGCAACGCAGAGCGGUUCAGAAAAGAAUCUCCAAGAGCUGUUGCGGCCAUUUGUAGAAACACGUUUGUCGACGACUGGCUCGAGUCGACAAACACCGAAGACGAGAUGACGGAGUUGGCCAUGGAGGUGCAGAGAAUUCACUUGGAGGGUGGAUUCAACAUGAGGCGCUGGACCUCGAAUUCUGCGAGCGUAGUGAGAGCGCUCAAGAACCAAGAAGGAGACGUGCCUAGGGAGGUGGGAUUCCUUGAAAAAACGCUAGAUAAGGUUUUAGGCAUGUGGUGGCUGCCCGUGACAGAUCAACUUACGUAUGUAGUCAAGCCGGAUUUGCUUGAAAGAGCAUCGAAAGACUAUCCGCCCAAAAGAACUGUGUUAAGUGUGGUUAUGUCAAUUUUUGACCCACUUGGAUUGCUUGGCUUUUUCACUGUUCGUGCUAAAAUUAUUUUGCAGAAUAUCUGGCGAGCAGGAACGGAUUGGGAUGAGUCUCUUCAGGAAGAGGACCAAGCAGACUGGAAAAUUUGGGUGAAGCUGUUACCCAAAAUCAACGAAGUGAGGAUUUCAAGGUGCAUGCCGAAGGUUUGUUGUGCAAGACGAGUACAACUUCACACGUUUGUGGACGCCAGCAUCAACGCUUAUGCAGCGCUUGUGUACCUGCGAGCAGAAGUGGAUGGAAUAGUCCACUGUUCCCUGGUAGCGUCUAAGACACGAGUGGCCCCCUUGAAGCCAGUCUCAAUACCACGGAUGGAACUGAUGGCUGCUGUUUUAGGUUUACGGCUGACGAAAUUCAUCGAACCUGAACUCUCAGUAACCGUAUGUCAGCGUAUUUUCUGGACGGAUUCGAAGGACGUUUUAUGCUGGAUUAGAUCAGAUGCCCGCAAAUACAAUCAAUUUGUGGCAUUGCGAGUUGGAGAAAUUCUGGAAGACUCUGACGUGCUAUCUUGGCGAUGGGUGCCCACCCAGCAUAACGUUGCAGACGAUGGCACGAAAUGGACAAAGAUGCCAGACAUGACCGGGAAUUCAAGGUGGUUUGUUGGCCCGAGAUUCUUGUAUGAACAAGAGACACAAUGGCCUAGCAUGGAGCAGAGCCCGAGCAAGACGAGUGAAAGUAUCUUGCACCACGAGGAGAAAGUCAAAGGGAACUCUAGUUUGGCUUGCAUCACACCUGAUCCGGAACGAUUCGGAACGUUGGAAAAGCUACGGGCGGUACAAAAGCGAGUUCUAAACUUUUUGCAAGGCAUAUGUAAGAGGCCUUGCGGAGAACAACUGAUGAACAUUUUGGCUAUAAACCGCUAUGUGGAAACCGAUGCAGUUUUUAUUCGUGCAUGCCAAGAAGAGGAGUUUCCAGAAGAGAUCAGAUGCUUAAACCAAGGACAUAGCAUAACAAAUAGGAAAAGUAAGCUAUUUAAGUGCACUCCUUACCUGGACGAGUUAGGAGUGCUACGUAUCAAAGGACGAAUCGACAGAAUUGAAGGAGCGUUUGUAGCCAGAAGAGGGGUGCCGCGUACCAUACUAUCGGACAAUGGUACAAAUUUUAGAGGAGCCAGCCGCGUAUUGAAGGAGCACAUAGAACGGAUAUCAACUUCAGCUGUGGAACAGCAGUAUCCAACGUUGGAGUUCAAGUUUAACCCUCCCAGUUCACCGCACAUGGGCGGCGUUUGGGAGCGACUG